This is a messenger RNA of Pelodiscus sinensis (Chinese soft-shelled turtle), 2588 nucleotides long. It is a transcript of the gene HOXA5, whose product is annotated as homeobox A5. The record is from RefSeq and is a predicted model, not a curated record. Gene Ontology annotation, molecular function: DNA-binding transcription factor activity, RNA polymerase II-specific; RNA polymerase II cis-regulatory region sequence-specific DNA binding. Gene Ontology annotation, biological process: anterior/posterior pattern specification; regulation of transcription by RNA polymerase II. NCBI's taxonomy places the organism in Eukaryota, Metazoa, Chordata, Testudines, Trionychidae. Gene Ontology annotation, cellular component: nucleus.
AAAGCCAAUGUCCCCCCCCUCCCCCCACUCCUGCAUUAUUGCUGGUUUUGCGAUCUGCCGCGGAUAGCCCGGUGCAAUUGGUACAUACUAAUGGAACUGGGAGAGAAAUGCAAUAAUUUUGCGAUAAUGGGCUGUAACCUCGAGUCGACCCCAGCCCUGCAGCCCCUGGCUGGAAGCGUGAAGAUCUAACUAGUCUCCAGAGGGUGGCGCAAGAGUCCGACUGACAGCCAGGAGCUGGGCGCGAGAGCGCGCCUGGGGCGCGCGCGCCAACCCUCCAGCAUCCACCCAACUCCCCCAUUAGUGCACGAGUUUACCUCUAGAGGUCAUCAGGCAGGAUUUACGACUGGACAACAAAAGCACGUGAUUUGAAGCCGUACCCCAUAUUUGGGUGCCUACGUAGGAGGGAACCAAGUACAUGUCCCAGUCAUUUCCAUAAUUCAUCAUAAAUUGUGCAAGGGUGCUAUAGACGCACAAAACGACCAAGAGCCACAAAUCAAGCACACAUAUCAAAAAACAAAUGAGCUCUUAUUUUGUAAACUCAUUUUGCGGUCGCUAUCCAAAUGGCCCGGACUACCAGUUACAUAAUUAUGGAGAUCAUAGUUCCGUGAGCGAGCAAUACAGGGAUUCAGCGAGCAUGCAUUCCAGCAGGUACGGGUACGGCUACUCAGCUUCCAACCACUUUGGUGCCAAUGAAAAAUCUUGCAAUUACCCAUCCAAUGCCACCUCUGCCUCGACAGAGCCCAGGUAUAACCAGCCUGCAACGUCUUCACAUUCGCCUCCACCUGACCCUCUGCCCUGCACCGCCGUGGCCACUUCGCCUGUCAGCGAGAGUCAUCACGGGGUGAAAAACUCCAUAGCUAACUCCACCAGCACUUCGUCCAAUUCCAGCAGCAGCAGCAGCAGCACUCACAUAAGCAGAGAGGGGGUUGGCACGUCGUCUGGCACUGAGGAUGACACCCCAGCAAGCAGCGACCAGGCAAGUGCCCAGAAUGACCAAAGCACAGCUCAGCCUUCACAGCCCCAGAUCUACCCCUGGAUGCGAAAACUGCACAUAAGUCAUGACAACAUAGGGGGACCAGAAGGAAAAAGGGCUCGGACUGCUUAUACCCGGUAUCAGACCCUGGAGCUGGAAAAAGAAUUUCACUUCAAUAGAUACCUGACCCGCAGAAGAAGGAUUGAAAUAGCACAUGCUCUUUGCCUCUCAGAGAGACAAAUAAAGAUCUGGUUCCAAAACAGGAGAAUGAAAUGGAAAAAGGAUAAUAAGCUGAAAAGCAUGAGUAUGGCAGCUGCAGGAGGGGCUUUUCGUCCUUAAGAAAUUGAUCAAUUAAAAAAGUACUGGGCAGUAUUAGUUGACCCUGCGUAGAAUGUCAGUACUAAGUUGACUUUCUAAAACUUCCUUGUGUUACUUCUGUGAAGAAACCUUGUUCUUGUCGCCCUAAUUCAUCUUUUAAUCAUGAGCCUGUUUCUGACCAUUCUAUCGCGUGUAUAAGUAGACCUGCUUCCCCUACAUUUCUUUGUCUUGAAUGGCUUUGUCUUGACAAUUUAGAUGUUUUAACUUAUUUAUAUGAAGCGAGCUGUGUUACUUGAAGUAACUGUAAAAAAAGAGAGAGAAUCCCCCCUCCUUUAGUACCAAUGUUAUGUGUUGCACUCAAUUUGCUUAACUUGUGCAUGUGUGUUUACGUGUUAAUAACUGUAUAGCUCCAAGCUGUUAAAAUAUUUUUAUUCGAACUACCUAUAUAAUUCUUGUGUAAUUCAUGCUGUUGUAGAGGUGAGAUGAUGAAAUACAACUGAACUUGUCCUGCGUGUAGUGAAUAGUGAAUCUGUGACGAAAACUGUGAUCCCAAGCAGUAUGUCCUUUGCUGUGCCUUUGUAUGACUCUUUGCACGAACUCCUAGAAGUGGCUCUUAUUAAGCGCAGCUUCAGUAAUGUAUGGUUUUGUGAACAAAGUUACAAAUAUAGUCCAAGUCUGGCUGUCUGAGCAAACUGUGAUCAAAUUUUUUUGUAUUUGUUUUUUUUUUGUUUGGUUUUUGUUUUUUGUUUUUUUUAAACCUGACUGGAAACAAACAGACAAAAAUAAAUAAAUAAACUUUCUAUUGUAAGUUCUCGUGGUCUGAUUUGGAAGCUGUACUUCCUGAUUUGCUACUUUCUUCCCCGUCAGCAGUGCAGAAUGGGUAAGAUUUUACCUGGAUAGGACCUUAUGCUACGCUUUGCAAAUGAUAGAAGUGCAAUUAUCCGAUAGCAAUCCUUUUAAUUGAAACUUUGACCAUAAGUUCCUCCUUAAUGGUUUCUAGUUAGGUGGAAAACUGCAUUGCAGAACCACAAUCAGCACUCUCUGUGGGUGAAUAAACUGGUAGCUGGCUGGUGAUUGUUGAAAAACAUGUGCUUUGUUAAAAUGCACUCUCAACCCCAGAGCGUGUUUGCCUGGCUCUAUAAUUACUCGUGUGCUUUAAUUAAAUAUAUUUGCAGGACAGCCACAUCAGAGAUCUUUGCGUCUAUAAGCAACACCCUAUAGCCGCCACCUUCCCACUCUUCACCCUUUAAAGCUACUUGUUUUUUCGCUACAAUUAGUUUUCUAUAAAUGUAAUGUU